Pocillopora verrucosa is the source of this 920-nucleotide messenger RNA. RefSeq lists its product as uncharacterized. Lineage: Eukaryota; Metazoa; Cnidaria; Anthozoa; Scleractinia; Pocilloporidae. The record is from RefSeq and is a predicted model, not a curated record.
UCGAUGCAAAUGGCGGUUCAUCCGUCGCCUAUACGAAGAAAAAUUGGUUUAUUGUUGAUUGACUUGCAAAGCGCUUUCGUAAACGGUGCAUGGAGGGCUUAUUUACCUGACGAAGAAGUUGAACCAAUCAAGAAAAGUUUUGAAAACUGUGCGAAACUUUUACGAUCGGGUUUGAACAAUGUUCCCCUACUGAUGACCCGCUGUCCUUUUCCAGGUGGUGACUUUGAGCUUGAUGACGGUUUGAAUUCUGUAGUUGAUAAAAAUCAACGAUAUGUUAUUAAACCCAGUACUUCUGUGAUGGAUGCUCGUGGUUUCAGAGAAUGGGUCGAGGAAGAAUUGCUGAAACAGGGAAUAAACACUUUGGUAAUGGGUGGCUGUACAACCACGAGUUGCGUGCGAGUCAGCUCGGUCCGAACUCAGAAGGCCUUUAGCCACAAAGGCCUUCAGGUUGUUGUUGAUUUAGGCUUGUGUGGUGCGAGAAAAACAAACAGUAUUCAAAGAUGUCCCAGUUGUCUCAAGGUGUACAUGGAAUGUGGGGAUUUUGAACCGUCACGCAAUCGUCAUUGCACAUGUGGUGGUAUUGAUGUUAGAAUGGCAUCACCUGUCGAUAAGGCUGUGCAGUGUAUGCAAGAGGAGGGUGUUGAGGUGUUGGAAAGUUUUGACUGGAAGCCAUACAUGCAUCAAUCGCCUGUCACUCAGUGAUUCAAUAGUAUUUGUAUAUCACCCAUGGGAUGUCAACAGGUCUCCCAAAAGUGGCCACUUUGUGCAGUUUUAAUCAAUUGCAUGCUGGUAAUUAAUUGUCGAGUUUCCAAUGGAUAAUCAGCAACCUUUUGCAUGUGACCUUUUUAUGCAGAUGAAAAAAAAAGCGUGCAUAAUGACCUGAACAAAAAUUGUCUCUAAAAUUAACAAUUUAAAAUGUA